CGCCGGCCGGAGUCCGCAAGCUCCCAAACGCCGUCGGUCGCUGUCCCCACCGUCAAGCCCCCGGACCGCGUCCACACAUGCCGCCGCCCGUACACGCGCCGAUGGAUCAUCUCUCGACGGCCCAUCCAGCCAGUUCGAGCGCUUCCAGUUCCACCCACUCCACCACCACCCCCUCCUCGCUGCGGAAGCGGGUGCUCUCGAUAGACACGUCGCCGCGUGGCGCGCCCAGAGGCAGCAGAGAGAGGGAGAGCAAGGCGCAGCAGGAGAGCGCGAUGGCGGAAGCCGACCAGGCGGCGGCGGCGGCGGCGGAGACGGAGUGGGAGAGGGACGUGGAGGCGGCGGUGCCGAUGAGCCCCGCGGGGCGGCUGUUCCGGGAGACGCACUUCAACUGCUACAUCGUGGCGGUGAUCGGGCUCGGCUCCAGCGUGGACGUCGCGGCGGCGCGCGCCGGGCUGGAAGCCACGCUCGUCCGCCACCCCCGCUUCUGCAGCGUCCAGGUGUCGAACGAGGCGAGCAAGCGCGCGAAACCAAAGUGGGUCCGGACGACGGUUAACCUGGACAACCACCUCAUCUUCCCAGAGCUGGACCCCACCGCCACGUCGGCCAACCCUGACCAGGUCGUCGAGGACUACAUGUCCACGCUGUCCACACAGCCGAUGGACCACUCCCGCCCGCUCUGGGAGUUCCACGUCCUCGACUUCCCGACCGCCGAGGCGGCCGCCACCGUCGCCGUCCGGAUGCACCACUCCCUCGGCGACGGCGUCUCGCUGCUAUCCCUCCUCAUCGCGUGCACCCGCAGCGCCGCCGACCCGGCGAGGCUCCCCGCGCUGCCGCCUGCGCCGCCGCGCCACGACGGUCCCGCGGCCUACGCCCGCCGGCGGCCGCCGCUCUCGGCGGGGCUCCUGGCACUCGCCGCGUGGGCCUGGUCCUGCCUCGUGCUCGCCUGGCACACGGUCGUCGACGUCGUGUGCUUCGUCGCGACGUCGCUGUUCCUCCGCGACGCGCGCACGCCGCUCAUGGGGGCGGAGGGCGUCGAGUUCCGCCGCAAGCGCUUCGUCAACUGCACGCUCAGCCUCGACGACGUCAAGCACGUCAAGAAUGCCAUGAAGUGUACUGUGAACGAUGUGUUAGUUGGAGUAACUUCUGCAGCAUUGUCGCGCUAUUACUUCCGCAAGACCAGUGAUAACAGCAGGGAGAAGCGUACGCGACGAAAGAAUAUCCGUAUGCGGUCCGCUCUUCUUGUUAACAUCAGAAAAACACCUGGCUUACAUGCAUUGGCAGAAAUGAUGAAUUCCAGCAAGAACAAUGCUGCGAGAUGGGGAAAUCUAAUUGGCUACAUCGUACUUCCUUUUCGUAUAGCCAUGUACGAUGAUCCUCUUGAGUACAUUCGUCAGGGAAAAAGAACAGUUGACAGGAAGAAGAACUCGCUAGAAGCAAUCUUCACAUACUGGAGCGGAAAUCUAAUAGUCAAACUUUUUGGCAUUAAGACUGCAGCUGCUCUCUGCUAUGGCAUGAUUGCUAAUACCACUCUGUCAUUCUCGAGCAUGGUCGGUCCUGCAGAGAAGGUCGAGUUCUAUGGGCAUCCUAUAGAGUAUAUUGCCCCAAGUGUAUAUGGGCAUCCACAUGCACUGACAAUACACUACCAGAGCUACAUGAACAUUAUCAAGCUUGUCCUGGCGGUGGAUGAUGCACAGUUCCCAGACGCUCACCAACUACUGAAUGAUUUCGCCGAGUCCCUCAAGCUCAUCCGUCAGGCAGCUUCGACAAAAUCAUAGUUUCUCUUUUUUUUUCCCCUCACAUUGAGACCGAUGAUAAGCACAAAAUCGCAAAGUGCACCUUCCAAUCAGUAAACUUGAUAGAUGUACUAGUACUACCACAUUUUUUUGCAAUCAAUGUUGUUAUAAAGUGCUUAUUCGAGUUCAUCAAAAAAUUAGAGGAGUUGAAUGUUUCCUAUAAAAACUACGUAAAACUCAUGUGUUCCGAAUGAGUUAUAACCAUUAAAUCGGCACUAUAUGGAUUGCCAA
Messenger RNA from Oryza brachyantha (malo sina), 2024 nucleotides. RefSeq names its product O-acyltransferase WSD1-like. NCBI's taxonomy places the organism in Eukaryota, Viridiplantae, Streptophyta, Magnoliopsida, Poales, Poaceae. The coding region runs from base 78 to 1775 and encodes 565 amino acids. Gene Ontology annotation, biological process: triglyceride biosynthetic process. Gene Ontology annotation, molecular function: diacylglycerol O-acyltransferase activity; long-chain-alcohol O-fatty-acyltransferase activity. Gene Ontology annotation, cellular component: plasma membrane. The record is from RefSeq and is a predicted model, not a curated record. The transcript has 7 exons.